GUCCAAAAUGGAUAAUGCAUGGGAAAUCACUUCAUAAAUUGUCAAGGCCUAUAUCUAGUCUUACAAAGCAAAUUUGGCUCCAAAUGAAUAACGUACAUAGUGUUGCAGCUACUGGGUUUAACCAGGGCAAUCAUUAUGACUCAAACAGACCAUCAUAUACAGACCAGGCUAUACGAUAUAUAGUAGAUGUAUUGUCAGAGUUAUCUCCCCUUAACAGAAAAGAUCUAAAAUAUGAUGUUUUAGAACUUGGUGCAGGAACAGGAAAAUUUACAGAGAAAAUAACUUUAUGUAUAUCUCAAGAUGUGAAAUAUUUAGCUUCUGAACCAUCUGAGUCUUUCCUAGGUGUACUGAGGAAUAAAGUCCCAAGUUUUGUUGAAUGUGCUCCAUGUACAGCCGAUGCCAUACCUUUACCAAAUAAUUCUGUCAAGUUAAUUAUUGCUGCACAGUGUUUUCAUUGGUUUGCUAAUCAUGAAAAUCUACAAGAAUUGUACAGAGUACUGGUGCCUGGAGGACGGUUUGUGAUGUUAUGGAACAAUAAAGAUUGGAGUAUUCCAUGGGUGAAGUCUAUAGAAGAUAUCUUAACACAGUAUUAUGAUGAAGACACUCCCAGGGCUGUUUCUUAUAAAUGGAAACAUGUGAUAGAAAGUUUCUCAGGAUUUUCAUUGAAAAAUCAUCAGUUAUUGCCUGGGAUACAAAUGAGGGGUGAAAGAGAUUUUGUUGUUGAACAUUUUUCUUCAAUCAGUGUGAUAUCCCGAUUAUCUCCAGAAGAAAAACAAGAAGCUCUUGCUAAAUUUUACAAUGUUCUAGACAGCAGUGAGAUGACCAAACAUUUGUCAGAAAUACAGAUUCCAUUUCAUACAGAAAUUUAUGAUGUAGAAAAGAUGGUGCUUUAAAACUAUAAAUGUAUAGUUUAUUUAAAGGAGUUGAUUGAAUCAUUUUAAAUUCUAGAUCUCAUGUUAUUUUAUUUCAGGACUUAAAUGUUACGAGUCUAUAGAAAGUUUGUUGAAUUCUUAAAACUGUUCCAUUACCUUUGGCCAGUUUCAAAUAGGUAGGUUGUUGAAAUUUACUGCUCAUAUUAGGCCUGAACAAAAAUACAUGUGUUUCUGUAAAGCUGACAAGCCUUAAUUUUUUUUAAAGAUUUUUUUUUAUAUUUUUUUGAAUCAACUAUUUAAGUCAAACUGUUUCCCCUAUUGAAACCAGUUAACACAUUUUAAAAAAUAUUGUUAAUUUCUUACCAAACGACCCUGAAUUUAUUCAGCAUGUUAGCAGAAAUACAGAUUUUUUUUGUGCCUUAGCCUAUUAAAGAGGUUUGUUGUUUAUGUUUCAAUUUUUCCUCUAUAUUAUGGUACCUCUCUGGGUUUUUUCCUAGGCUAUGCAUUGAAAACAUUUACUUGGCGAUCUCUACAUUUCUCAAUAUACAUCCCAAAUACUUUUCUCAGACUGUUAAAUAGUUUCUACUGUUUUAAUUUUUGAAUCCAAGAUGGUAUGUACUCACACCUAUCUUUAUUUUCCAUAAUUUGAUGUAUCAUACACUAUCAAAUGAAAAUGUUGACAUUGAUGAAAAUGUUUUUAUUUUAAAUUUCAUCUGAAAACAUCUUAACGACUAAGAUAGGGUCUCAGAUAUGCUCAAAUCAUUUCCAAAAUGGUUAGGUACUCUUGAUCUUUUUACAUCUGAUAGAAUUUGUUAUUUGCUCACCAAAAAGUAGUAGGUUUACUUGAUUACAUGCUUUCCUUGACCGAUUAGACUGACCUCUAUUUAAGUUAAUUAUACCUGUCAACUGACAUGAUUUAGGUGUAGACUACCUGAAUUUUACCACUUGUCCCAAAUGCAGGAUUGUUAUGACUAUUACAAUCCCCCUUAGAUAGAAUUUAGUAAAAGUUUGCUUGAAAAAUUAUUUAUUCUAGUUGUUUGCUUAUUCAUAUUUGGAGACAGACGAGAUUGUUGGAAGUUUAUAGCCAGUCAAACUUGUUAUUUUAUAACAUAAUUUUCAAAUGUAAACAGAGUAUUGUGUUGUUAUCCUGAUCUAGCAUAUAACUUUCAAACAUAUUCCGAUUGUUGUUUCUACUGAAAAUGCCUUCCUACCUGAUUUAAAAGGAAGAAAGUCCUUUGAGUCAACAUAUGUGAAUGAGAUUUACUUAUGGUAGUUGGUUGAACAAAAUAUUGUCCCAACUUUUUCAUGUCUUUCUUAGAAAUGGUUUCAAUGAAAAUGAACAAUUUUUCACUGUUAUAGAAUUUUACUAGGCAAAGAAAAAUAAAAAAAAAUACAUGUGCUACUUUUUGAAGGAUUUUUUUUUGAUUGCUGCAAAUUCAUUUUCAUGAAAUUAAAGCCUUCUUCAUGUUUAUCAAAUACAACUAUUGUAAGUGACAUCUAAGGAGAACAUGAUUCUAUUUAAGACAAAGGCGAAUUCCUGAUUUUUCACUCAUUUCAAAACAGGAAAGUUCCUGUGUGGUCAGACUGCAGGAGAAGAAGCUAUUGAAAAAGUUGCCAUAGCAACAUCAAACCAAAGGGGAACAAAUUGGGCACAUUGUUUGUAAGAAAAAAUGACUUAAUGACUUGAAAUUACUAUAAACCCACUGUACAUGUAUGUCAAAUGGUUCAUAAAUUAUUUUAUAUUGUCAUGACUAAUUGAAGUGGAUUAAAAAAAAAAUGAAAUAGUGAUGGUUUAUUUUCUUAGUUGUUAUUAUGUAAAAGUGGUUUGUAAUUUCUUUUUGAUACAAUAGUAAAAAUGAAGAUAGAAAUAUUGACAGCUUUGUUUAAUCAUUAUAAUGAGUGUAUAGAAAGAUACCAUUACCAAUUACAUUUAUCAAACUUCAGAAGAAAUACUUUCAGAAAAUGUGAUAUUUGCCAAGCUUUGAUGACAAAAUUUGAUAGUGAAGUCUUUUAAGUAACAUCAUCAGGGAAAUUUUAAAAGUUUUUGUUGAAUUUGGGGAAUAUUUGAGCUAAAUUAACAUAGAGCACAAGACUGGCCCCAAAAAAUAUUUUCCCAAGGAACCAAAUAGACACAAAAUACACUUCCUAUAUAUGUAAAUAUCGUCCUACAAAUGAUGUGGGAGUCAAAAAGUUGAGAUUCUGCCAAAUUUUGAUCCAUUGAUUAAUUUACUGUCAUUUCCUGGCUGUGUUAUCCAUGAAAAGAAUACCGUAUAUUUGUUUUAAGACAAAAUGCAAUGUUCUGAUUAAGUAUAAAAAAUUAUAUAUUCAAAGUAUGAAUAUAAAAAUCAGGGACAGAUUGAAUAAAAUACUUUUGGAUUUAAGAUCAAUUUGGCCAAAACUGUACUGUCUUCCUUUCUUUGACCACUGAUAAGUAUGUGUACUAUUAAAAUAAGUAAGUAUAAUAGUAUUUGUCCAGUGCAAUUGCUUUUGUUCUGUUUGUUUAGUCUCAAUUUUGUUAACUAUUGUUGGUUUUUAGUCAAAUUAUUUAAUGAUUCUGUAAGUUAGUUUUGCAUAUGUGAGAACAGUAUAUUCAAGAAAGUUAAAACACAGGCUCAGAAUUCUACAAUAUUUGCAAAAAAUAAGAAAACUUUGUCAACAGAAAAAAUUCUAAAUACAAAAUUAAUAAGUAUGUAUUGUAACAAAAAAGGUCACACUGCAUAUUUGAAUCCCAUUUUGUAGUUUCAAAAGAGUUGUGUGUCUAAUUAGAUAAAGAAGCUACGGAAGGUGAUACUCCAUAAAAAGUUGCACUAUCAAAGUAGAGCAUAUUGUAUGUUGAUAUAUAUAGAUUGUGACAUUAUAUUGAAAAAGGAAAAAAUGAAGUAAUAUAAAAUUUUAUGUUUACAAAUUAAAGACUGUUACUCUGAAUACCUGUUGUUUAUUACAUAGUUGAAAAAAGCUUUAAUUUUUCUGUCAGGUAAAAUGUUUUUUGCUUAAAUGAAAGUUGUAUGUUCUUUGAAAUGUUAAUCAGUUUCUUUAUAUUUAUUGUAUUGAUAUUUAUUGUAUUAUUGCUGUUUUUAACAUUUAUAUGGAUUCUGUAAUGUGAAAUAAAACAAAUUAUCAUCUUG
Molecule: messenger RNA, 3997 nt
Organism: Mytilus californianus (California mussel)
Lineage: Eukaryota; Metazoa; Mollusca; Bivalvia; Mytilida; Mytilidae
Exons: 7
Coding region: 15-893 (292 amino acids)
Molecular function (GO): S-adenosylmethionine-dependent methyltransferase activity
Source: RefSeq, a predicted model, not a curated record